GCCCGCUGCCGUAAAGACUCGGCUGGAUACGAGCACAGACAGACAGACAGACAGACAGACGGAGGUAGGCAGAGCUCACAGAGAGGAGGGAGGACAACACUCACUCAACAUUUCAUUUUCAUUUUCACAAGUCUGUCACACAUAGAGACGCACGAGAGGUGGCUUUCCUCUGUAGUCCACUCAGGAUUUUAAGGCUAUAAACCAGUCAGACAGCAGCUCCAAGUGUUCUCUACUUUUAGUCAAUAGGAUGCGCGUCUUCUCCAGCCGACCCGGUGCAGUUUGACACAUUCUGGAUCCACGAGCCGGUCUUACUUUCUAACUCGGCGGAGGGAAAAGUUGGGCUCAUUGAAACUGCUGUGGCCGUACUUUUGGAUGCCACGGAAAUGGGAUCGCAGCAGCGAGAGAGCGUGUCCGCGCUUUGCAGGAAAAGUUUGCUGAGAACUGUGCUGAUCCUGUGGCUCGGCACGCUGGUGGACGGGACCUGGAAGACGGGACUUUACAAAACAUAUUCAGCCGGGACGCAGCUGAACAGAGACCAGACCGGAGCCUCUCACACCUCAGUCUACCAGAAAAGGAACUGGUGUCCUCAUACAGUCACCAAGACGGUGACCUGCCAGGUGCAGAAUGGGACGGUCCUCCAGCGAGUCUACCAGACGUGCCGCUGGCCGCAGGGAUGUACAGGAGGCAGCUACAGGACGGUGGUCAGACCUUCCUAUAAAGUGGUGUAUCGCACUGUGACGUCUCUGGAGUGGAAAUGCUGCCCAGGAUUCAGCGGUGCCGCCUGUGAAGAAGAUGCAGGGAACCAGCUUGUGGCUCAAGAGGCAGUGAGGAAACCAUCCACACUCCGCCGGCCGCCUGCUCGCACAGGAGAGUCCAUCUCUAAUUGUCUCAACUGCAGUCGAAUCACAGCUCUGAGUGACCGGCUGAACUCUCUGGAGGCGAAGGUCCAGGUACUCACAGCACCGGCCUCCACGUCACAUCGCCACCUUCAGAGCAAAGGAGGAAGCGUUCCUGAGGCCUCCCUACUGAUGGGGGCCGUGCCCGCUCAGGGGGCUCCUGGUGAGCAGGGGCCUGCAGGUCCUCAGGGUGAAAAGGGGAGAGAUGGGCUUCCUGGCAGAGAUGGGAAGCCAGGGUCUCGAGGGCUGCCAGGUCCCAGUGGGCCCCGGGGGGAGGCUGGGACGAGGGGCCCAUCUGGAACCCCUGGAUUGAAAGGAUCCCAGGGACCAGCAGGCCCCCGUGGUCCACCAGGACUCCCAGGAGACAGGGGUCUACCGGGCCCGCCUGGCCCACCGGGGCCUCCGGGACCCCCAGCGCCAGCCAGUGCCCACAUCCCAGAACCAGAUCACAAUCGUGGAAAAGACCCCUUCUUCACCAACACUUUCCAUGACUCACGAGGGUUGCCUGUUCCAGGACCUCAGGGUCCUCCCGGGCCUAUCGGUCCUCCAGGUCCUAAAGGCCCAUUAGGACCACCCGGCCCAGCAGGACAGAACGGGAAACCUGGAGCUCCUGGAACACAAGGCCCUGUGGGGCCAAAGGGAGAGCGUGGGGAGAGAGGUCCUUUAGGUUACCCAGGAGAGAGGGGCUUCAGAGGCGAGCCGGGAGCACCAGGUCCCAAGGGAGAGCCGGGAGAGAAGGGCUUACCGGACAUUAGCUUGCAGAUGUUCCACGACUUGCAGGCAGACCUUGAGCUUCUGGCUCGCAGGGUGACACUGCUGGAGGCUAUCAUCUGGCCAGAGCCUGAUCUAGGGUCUGGGGAUGGACCAUUUGGCACAGCCUCCCCUAGUUUCUACAGAGAUAAGCGAGCAGGUGCACUUCCACAUCGACUUGCUUCUCCUCUGUCCUCCGACACCAAGGUUCGAGGGAAGUAGCUCCCCCUCCCCCUGCUCACCCUGAGGAUCACAGGCUGGGUUGACCUCCCCUCCUAGGUCUCAUCGGCUCUCAACAGAUUUAGACCAUAUCUGAUACCCUCUGUGGGCUUUACCAUCAGAUUUAGGAUGGGGGACACCUCAGGGAAACUCCACUGAUACUCCGCAAUGCCCUGAUCCAUCGGGAACCUGAGAACUAGUUUGACCCCCCCACACACCCACCCAUCGCCAUAACCAAACAUUUAACCUUUCCACAACACUCCCAACAGCUCCUUCUGUAUCUCAUUUCUGUGGCUUCAGAACUAAAGCCUCAGAUUAAGGUGUUUAAAAAAAAAAAAAGGAAAUCUGAAUCUUCUGUGGUGCUCAAGUUACAAACUGUUCUGGACAAUAAGGGUCAUUUAGUGUAAUCAAGUGAAGGAGAAAUCAGACGUGAGAAAAGAGACUGGAUUUAAGUUUGUAUUGCUUUCAUAAUAUAACUGCAAUCUGAAGAGAGUCCAUUAUUUAAGUAUAUUGCGCAUGUACAGUUUGCAGGACACAAUUACACAAACAAACCUCCUCUUCUAGUAUUAAUUUUGUUAUCCUUCUAUCAUAUCGUUUAACUCAAUGUUAUGUAGUGCACUAAAAAGAUGAAGUCAUCUCCACUCUAACUGAGAUACUGUAUGUGUUGCUAACAGUGAUUUGUAGUUUUUCUGGUGUAAGUGUGAGUGAGUUUCCCCCCCCUUAAAGUACGUACCAAUAAAGAGAAUAGCAUUUUGACAUUUAAUCUGUGCAACAAAAGACAAAAAAAAAGUGCACAAACAUUUGUAUUUGGCUGCAUAUCAGCAGGAACAGUCGUGAACAGUGUUGGAAACAAAAUGCAUUGAAAUAACUCUUUGCAAAUCUGGCUGCCUGUGUCAAGAUGUUAAACACACACACAUACACGCAGAGGAAAUAGCAAAACUGUUAAUAGAACUUGAACAUGUUUUUACCACUGUUGUGUUGGUAAACUGCUUAAACUGUCCUGAUGAAAAGACUUUUUUUCAUCUUAUAUCAAACUUAUUGUGAAACUAUUUAAAAUGAUGAAUUGUAGUUUAUUUUGUAUGCUGUCGUGUAACCAUUUCAUAUUUUGGACCUUUUUUUUUUUUUCUUGCAAAUGUGUUACUGUGUUAAGAUAAUCCUGUCUAGAUGAUCGGUGUAAUAAAAUAAUGUUCAUUGGUUUUUUUUAAA
Messenger RNA from Stegastes partitus (bicolor damselfish), 3071 nucleotides. RefSeq names its product EMI domain containing 1 (gene emid1). The transcript is spliced from 16 exons. Bases 384 to 1868 code for a protein of 494 amino acids. The record is from RefSeq and is a predicted model, not a curated record. Gene Ontology annotation, molecular function: protein binding. Lineage: Eukaryota; Metazoa; Chordata; Actinopteri; Pomacentridae.